Seriola dumerili (greater amberjack) is the source of this 2058-nucleotide messenger RNA. RefSeq names its product beta-1,4-galactosyltransferase 6-like (gene b4galt6). Gene Ontology annotation, biological process: glycosphingolipid biosynthetic process; carbohydrate metabolic process. The coding region runs from base 634 to 1782 and encodes 382 amino acids. NCBI's taxonomy places the organism in Eukaryota, Metazoa, Chordata, Actinopteri, Carangiformes, Carangidae. Gene Ontology annotation, molecular function: UDP-galactose:glucosylceramide beta-1,4-galactosyltransferase activity. The transcript has 9 exons. The record is from RefSeq and is a predicted model, not a curated record.
UGCAGUGCUAGCAGAAAAUGAAGAGGAGGCAGACCUGAUCUCUUCUGUGGAGUCUAUUCCUCACAUAUCCCUGCACGUAUGUGUGUUGAAUGUGUGAAAUCAGUGUGGAGACACUCAGUGGUAUGACUGGACUCCAGAGAGCGCGCUUUGAUGAAGUAGUGCGCUGACUGUGGGAAACGUCGCACCGGCCGCCAGUAGACUGUGGGAGAAGCUGAGCGGUCCUGCCCCCUUCAAUGACCAACCUUCAGUGCUAGCGAUAAAAGCCUCGCUGGCGACACAGUAACCAUGGAAGACUACCAUGAGUAUCCUUAAGUAUUGUUACUGCUGAGCUCUUGGCCCCUAGUGUUACGGUUUCAAUAUGCCCGACCGGCAGUGCUCCAUGAGGCUCGCAGUUGCCUGAUAUUAACGUUAUAGGCCUGCUUUUUCCAUCUGGAAAGUUCUUGGCAGGGGAAAGCAGGCCAGCUAGCGCCGCUAGCGUUAGCCUUUUCCGCGCUGCGGCUCUGGGCUUUUCCAGUGCGGGGUUUUCCAUGACCACACCAUUGACAUUGUUGUCUAUCAAUUCGAGGACGUUUUAACUCCAAGAAGUAUUUUAUGGGAUUCAUAUCGGCGAAGGAGAAGUGGGCCUAAGCCAAAAUGGUGAACUGGAGGCGACUGCUGCGAAUGUCCAACCGAUCGUUUCUGGCCUUCAUAUUCUUCUUCUCCAUGUCCACCACUUGUCUCUACUUCAUUUAUGUGGCUCCUGGAAUAGCCAACACAUACUUCUUCAUGGUGCAGGCUCAGGGCAUCAUGUUGAGAGACAACGUCAGAACCAUCGGCCAGAUGAUCCGACUGUACACCAACAAGAACAGUACACUCAACGGGACAGACUAUCCUGAUGGCAGUAACUCCAGUGAAUACCUGGUCCAGCCAACUACAUAUCUUCCAGAGAACUUCACCUAUGCCCAGAACCUGCCCUGCCCAGAGCGAUUACCUUCUAUGAAGGGCCUUAUGGAAGUGAACAUGACAGAAAUCCCCAUGGAGGAGAUUGAACUGAAGUUCUCCAAGUUCUUUGACAUUGAGUUUGGAGGCCAUUGGAAACCAAAGGACUGCAGACCUCGCUGGAAGGUAGCCAUCCUGAUUCCUUUUAGAAACCGCCAUGAACAUCUCCCCAUCCUCUUCCAACACCUCAUCCCCAUGCUGCAGAGACAACGGCUGCAGUUCGCCUUCUACGUCAUUGAACAGAGUGGGAGUCAGCCCUUUAACAGAGCCAUGCUGUUUAACGUGGGGUUCAUGGAGGCCAUGAAGGACCUGGACUGGGACUGCUUGAUCUUCCACGACGUGGACCACAUCCCUGAGAAUGACCGAAACUACUAUGGCUGCGGUCAGAUGCCACGCCACUUCGCCGCCAAGCUUGACAAAUACAUGUACAUUCUUCCAUACAGUGAAUUCUUUGGCGGUGUAAGUGGACUCACUGUGGAGCAGUUCCGCAAGAUCAAUGGCUUUCCCAAUGCAUUCUGGGGCUGGGGAGGAGAGGACGAUGACUUGUGGAACAGAGUUCAUUACGCUGGUCUGAAUGUGACACGGCCAGAGGGAGAGAUUGGCAAGUACAAGUCAAUUCCUCACCACCACAGAGGAGAGGUGCAGUUCCUCGGGAGGUAUAAACUGCUGAGGUAUUCCAAAGAGCGGCAACACCUGGAUGGCCUCAACAACCUCCACUACAGCCCCCACGUCUCCCUCAGCAGCCUCUACAAGAACAUCACGGUGGACCUGUACCCUGAGCUCGCCCCCAUCACAGACUACUGAAGCCCCAUCCCACCCUCCUCCACACCCCUAGCUCACCCAGCUCCCCUCUGGCCUGGCCUAGCGCCCCUCUCAGCUCUCCAGAGGCCUAGUGGUGGGGCGACAGAGAGGAGGGGGGCCCAGGCGGGGAGGGGUGAAGAGGAGCACCAUGUAAUGCUGCCAAGAAAACCUAGAGGAAAAAAUUAAACCGAAAAAAAGAGGCAGUGGCAAGUCUCUCAAACUGUUGAUAGUGUGUGUGUGUGUGUGUGUGUGUGUGUGUGUGCGUGCGUGUGUGUGCGC